GUAGUUACAGCCCCCAACAAAACGAACGAAAGCAAAGUUUGAUUUGUUUAAUGCUAAAGAACAAUGUAAAUAUUGUUCAAAAUAUGGGUAACCGUGCCAUUGUUCGAUCACUCCCACAUUCCAUCGCUAGUGUGCGGAAGACGUUCGUUCUGGAAAGAAUUAUUAUUGAUCAGAAAUAUCUUUCAGCAUCGUGCCACCAUGUACUCUGACCGUUUUGCGUUGUUCGUUUGUGUUGUAGUGCUGCUAGUUAGUGGCACCGUUUAUGCAUCGCAAUGCACACAAUCCACCGAGCGUCUGCCCAACAGUACUGCCCCAUUUGAGGUCCAUCAUAACCGCGAUCGACGGUACGUGCUCAGCUACCCGGUGAACGGUGGUGUGGCGAAAGUGCUUUUCGGUUUCGUCGCACCGGUACGCUUUCAUCACAUGCUGAAGCGCAGCAUCAACCUGGGCAUUAAUGUGCAGGCCAACUAUCGCAUCCUGCCGAACAUUAUCUUCCCGCAUCCUGAGUCAGUGUGGAAGAACCGCUACAGCGAAGAUACGUACGUCGAUACGGGCCGUAAGCAGCUGUACACGCUGCUGGAGCAAUUUCUCGGCAAACCAGGUGACCGGAGCGGCCAAAGUGAAAGGGCACGUGCCUGCCUGCUGCGAACGAUAUGCGAGGUGGCCGACACACCGCUGACCCACAAUGGGAUGGUCGGCGAAAUAUUGGACAUUAUUUUCACUCCUGGUGAUACGGAUGACCUGUUGGAUGAGUAUAAAAUGGCACGAAAGUACGGUGCUAACGGGGUAAAUUGUGCCCGCCUGUAUGACGCGUGUCCCUUUGGUCAUGGAAUUUUGGAUACUGUUACUGCGAUGCAUUGGUGAAGUUUAAUUAUCUGCAAACG
This is a messenger RNA of Anopheles funestus (African malaria mosquito), 884 nucleotides long. RefSeq lists its product as uncharacterized. Lineage: Eukaryota; Metazoa; Arthropoda; Insecta; Diptera; Culicidae. The transcript is spliced from 2 exons. The record is from RefSeq and is a predicted model, not a curated record. Bases 199 to 864 code for a protein of 221 amino acids.